Molecule: messenger RNA, 1749 nt
Organism: Leucoraja erinaceus (little skate)
Lineage: Eukaryota; Metazoa; Chordata; Chondrichthyes; Rajiformes; Rajidae
Product: erythroblast NAD(P)(+)--arginine ADP-ribosyltransferase-like
Exons: 1
Coding region: 1-777 (258 amino acids)
Molecular function (GO): NAD+-protein-arginine ADP-ribosyltransferase activity; NAD+ poly-ADP-ribosyltransferase activity
Source: RefSeq, a predicted model, not a curated record
AUGAUGGAGAACUCGGCUGCCUAUAUGUUCACUCAGAGCACAGCGUCCGAUCAGCUGGCGAUCGAGUACCUCCAGGUAGAGAAGAAUCGGUCCACAGAUUUCGCAAAUGUGUGGGAUGCUGCAACAGAGUUGCGAAAGUCCUCAAGGCUGAGACAGAUCCAGGUACCAGAUGGACUGAGAGAAGAACACGUUUUGGCCAUUCUCGCCUACACUCGUCCAGGAGAUUUCUACAGCAAGUUCAAUGAUGCGUUGAGAAAGUAUGGGACUAGCGACUCGGUCUACGCCAAGAAGUUCCAUUUCAAGAGUUUCCAUUAUCUUCUCUCCGUUGCUCUCGAUCGACUCAGGAAGACCCGUGGCUCUGCUCCGGUCACCACCUACCGAGGGAUGACCGAUCGUUCCAAAGCUCAAGCGGGUUCUCAAAUGAAAUUUGGACACUUUGCAUCUUCCUCUCUUGAUAUUCAUAUUGCCCGAAGCGUCGGUACUAACACGCUGUUUAACAUAACGUCGGGUAAAGGUGUCAAAAUCACCGGCUACUCGCUCUGCCAGCAAGAUGAGGUGCUUAUACCUCCCGAUGAGGUUUUCAAUGUCACGCAAUAUUCCUCGGAUAAGAUUAAAGGAGUUGCAAUAUCGCUCGUAGCAGAGGGAGAGGCCGGGAUAGCGGUCAGAGUGGAGCGUGGAGUAGGUGGCCAGCUGCAGGUAGUUAGGAGUGUGGGGUCCGCUCUGUCUGCCGUGGCGCUGUGGUGCGCCGGGACGGUAUUGGCUCCUAUUUUCCUGUGAGUUCAUGCAGUCAUAAAUAAUGUAGGCAUCAUGUCACCCAUGCCGACUAAGAUGUCCCAUUGCUCCGCGUUUGAACCAAUUGCCUCCCAACCUUACCUCUCCAUGUACCUGGCCACAAUGUUCUUAUUGUAUGUGCCAUAGUCAUAGCGUGAAACAGCUUAGAAACAUGCCCUUCGGCCCAACUUGCCCACAGCACCCAACGUGUUGCAUUGACGCUUAGUCCCACCUGCCUGCGUUUGGCCCAUAUCCCUCGAAACCUGCCCGAUCCAUGUACCUGUCUAAAUGUUUAUUAAACUCUGGGAUAGUCCUUGCUUCAACUACCUCCUCGGGCAGCUCGUUUCGGCCACCCGCGACCCUCUGUGUGAAAGGAUACCACUCGGACUCAUAUUAAAUAUGUUUCCCUUCACCUGAAACCUAUGGAUUGGAUCCUCGAAUCACCAACUCUGGACAACAGAUGAUGUGCAUCUAGCCGAUCCAUUCCUCUCAUGAGUCACUACACUUGUACACAUCCGCCGCGCAAAUCUUCUCUAUACCGUUCCCCUCUUGACAACUUUCCUAUUGCAUGGUGCUCAGAAAUCAGCACAAUACUCAACUUAACAACAUACAGCCUCAGCUAAUUCCUCUAACACCUCCUUCCAUACACCCAAGUAAUGUUUCCCCUCAGUUUCCUAUUCACUAUUCAACUACCUCCUCUGGCAUUGCGUUCCACGGGUCCCAUCACGUUAUGAUUGUAAAACUUGCCACUCAAGUCCCCAUUAAACCGUUCCACUCUCACCUCACACACGCGUAAUUUGUGUAGGUUUCUUGAUUCCCAGGUUCUGAGCAACAAACUCGAUGUAUCACCCUAUCUAUUUUCACCAUGAUUUUCUGCAUCUCAGUCUCUGCGGGAUAAGCUCCAAGCCGAUACAACCGAAAUCUUCAACAGUCCUCUUUUCCUGGCAACAUUCUCGUAAACCUAUGCUUCCAGCAUAA